This is a messenger RNA of Medioppia subpectinata, 580 nucleotides long. NCBI's taxonomy places the organism in Eukaryota, Metazoa, Arthropoda, Arachnida, Sarcoptiformes, Oppiidae. The record is from the annotation of a GenBank genome assembly.
UAGAAGUACAAUUGAGACCAAUUUAAUGGGAACUAUGUUUAUGUGUAAAACAGUGUUAAAGCAUAUGAUUAGACAGAAGAAGGGAUCCAUUGUUAACAUAGGAAGUGUUGUGGGACUGAAGGGAAACGCCGGCCAAACCGUGUAUUCGGCCUCAAAGGCCGGACUCAUUGGGUUUACGAAAUCUUUGGCCAAAGAAAUGGCGCCAAAAGGCAUAACAGUGAAUGUGAUCGCACCGGGUUUUGUGAGAACUGAUAUGACGUCCGAAAUAGUGAAACCAAUGCCCGAAGAACUGAUUCCAUUGAAACGAAUCGGUUCUCCCGAUGAGAUCGCAGAAGCCGUUCAUUUCUUGGCCAAUGCCUCAUAUAUUACGGGAGAAGUGCUUUUAUGUGAUGGAGGACUACAUCUGGUCUUAUGAUGUGAUUCACAACAAAAGCAUAAAUGUUUUGUAUAUUUUAAAAAUAAUUUAUAUUUUAUUGUAAAUUAAUUUAAGAUAAAUAAUUUAAUAAUAGACUAGAAUUUAAUUAAAAGUUUGAUUACAAUGUGUUGAAAAUAUUUAAAGUAAUGACUCGUUUUAUGCAAA